AUGAACGAAGAAGUUCAUACAGCAUUGACAUUUGUAGAAUUAACAACUGUUCAUUAUCAGCAUGAUGAUCCAUAUGGAUUAUUAAAUGCUUAUAUUACAUUAGUACCAAUUGCUAUUGCCAUUGGUGUCCUCACAUUAAUAUUAUUUAGAAGAGAUAUUAGAACCGUUUCAAUUCUUUUAGGUUUAUUAUUUAGUGAAUGUACAAACUAUGUCCUUAAAAAAUCAAUUAAAGAACAUAGACCAACUAUUUGGAAGGAAUUAAAAAAACAAAGCUAUGGUAUGCCAUCAAGUCAUAGUCAAUUUAUGUUUUUCUUUGCAGUUUUAAUGACAUUGUUUUAUUUAAAAAAGAGAAUUAGAUUUGGAUCUUCAUUAUUCCCAAAAGUUAUGUUGGCAUCCUUAUAUUUUUUAGCAGCCGCUGUCGCAUAUUCCAGAGUUCAUCUUUAUUAUCACACUACAAAACAAGUUAUUAUUGGAUCCUCAGUUGGUAUUAUUUUAGGUUUCAUUUGGUACAAUGUUAUUGAAAAAAUAUUUAGACCAUAUCUCUUCCCAAUCAUAAUAAACCAUCCAAUUGGUAAAUAUUUCUAUAUUCGUGAUUCUUCAGAAAUUGAUGAUUUAUUAAAAUUUGAAUAUGAUAAUGCUAUGAAACAAAUUCAUAAAAUUCAUCAAAAUAAGCAUACUCAUGAAAGUAGUGGUUAUUAUAAUAAUGUAAAUUCAAAUAAAAAGAAAUAA
Messenger RNA from Dictyostelium purpureum, 729 nucleotides. RefSeq lists its product as uncharacterized. Gene Ontology annotation, biological process: lipid biosynthetic process; protein N-linked glycosylation. The record is from RefSeq and is a predicted model, not a curated record. Gene Ontology annotation, molecular function: dolichyldiphosphatase activity. NCBI's taxonomy places the organism in Eukaryota, Evosea, Eumycetozoa, Dictyosteliales, Dictyosteliaceae. The transcript has 2 exons. Bases 1 to 729 code for a protein of 242 amino acids. Gene Ontology annotation, cellular component: endoplasmic reticulum membrane; intracellular membrane-bounded organelle.